This is a messenger RNA of Paramecium pentaurelia, 147 nucleotides long. The record is from the annotation of a GenBank genome assembly. NCBI's taxonomy places the organism in Eukaryota, Ciliophora, Oligohymenophorea, Peniculida, Parameciidae.
AUGUUCAAAGGUAUAAAUAUUCAUUCAAUAAUUUUAGAUUUGGAGGAUUAUAUGAGAAAUCAGUCUUUCUCUGUUAAUAAGGUAAGAAAACCUAUAAUUUUUAAAGAUUUAUUAGAAUACUAAUCUAUUAUACUUUAUCAUCGAUGA